AAAUCAUUUCAAUUUCUGCAUCUGAUAAUAUGGAAUCGAAAAAGAGUGGAGAAGUAGUAGCCAUUAGUACCGGGGAAAAGGCGAAUUACAGUGCCAAAGGAAAGGCUGCUGAAGGUGCUCCUCCUCCUGCUGCUGCUGCGGUCACCGCAAAAGUUACCAAAAUCAGGACUAUGGGAGGAGGAUGGAAAAAGGGUCUGGCGAUCAUAGACAUUGUGCUGCGGCUCGGUGCCGGUUCAGCUGCUGUUGCUGCGGCUUACACUGCAGGGAAUACUGAACAGAUUCUUCCUUUCUUCACACAGUUCUUCCAGUUCCAUGCUCAGUACAAUGAUCUUCCAACUUUCACGUUUUUUGUUGUUGCAAAUGCAGUAGCUGUGGGAUACAUAGGGUUCUCCUUGCCCUUCUCUAUAAUCUGCGUUAUUCGACCUCAUGCAAUAGGGCCAAGGCUACUACUCGUUAUCCUUGACACAGUGAUGGUUGCUCUAAUCAUAGCUGCCGAUGGCGCUUCAUCUGCAAUUGUGUACUUGGCGCAUAACGGGAACGUGAACGCAAACUGGCUUGCUAUUUGCAGGCAAUACAACGACUUCUGCCAGGCACUCAGUGGGGCUCUUGUAUCUUCAUUUGUCGCAGCAGUCUUUUUUAUGUUUCUGGUUGUGAAUUCUACUUUCGCUCUUAAAAGAAAAUGAGAAAUUAAGGAGCUUAAUUACUGUAUAAUUAACACUGCUAAAUUGCAGAGAUGCAUAUUGUCGAUUGUGUAUGUUAUUAAUUGCAUUAAAAUUAAGAUGAAUGUAAAAUGAUAUAAUUGUAAUGAAAGAUUUGUGUGAA
Molecule: messenger RNA, 822 nt
Organism: Malus domestica (apple)
Lineage: Eukaryota; Viridiplantae; Streptophyta; Magnoliopsida; Rosales; Rosaceae
Product: casparian strip membrane protein 2-like
Source: RefSeq, a predicted model, not a curated record